Molecule: messenger RNA, 1515 nt
Organism: Ichthyophthirius multifiliis
Lineage: Eukaryota; Ciliophora; Oligohymenophorea; Hymenostomatida
Exons: 2
Biological process (GO): biosynthetic process
Molecular function (GO): L-alanine:2-oxoglutarate transaminase activity; pyridoxal phosphate binding
Source: RefSeq, a predicted model, not a curated record
AUGUUAAAAAAGCAUUUCUCUACUUUAUUAAACAAUAAACCCUUCCUUCUCUAACCUGACAAUCUAUCCUCUAAAGUAUUAACAAUAAAUGACAUAAACCCAAAAGUAAAAAACGCUGAAUACGCAGUUCGAGGCACUGUCCCAACCCGAGCCUUAAAUAUCCGCGCAGCACUCUUAAACGGCAACCAUAAUUAUAAGUUUGAUAAACUUACAGAAUGUAAUAUAGGAAACCCUUAAAUAUUCGGCUAAAAGCCUAUAUCAUUUAAUAGAUAAGUAUUAGCUUCAGUAUUAUACCCUGAAUUAAUUGAAACUGAAAUAUUUAAUUAAGAUGUGAGAAAUAGGGCUCGUUUUUACUCUUAAAGGAUGAAACAUUCGAUCGGAGCUUAUUCUGAUUCAUGUGGUCAUUUAUUUGUAAGAGAAAGUGUAGUUAAAUAUAUAGCUUAAAGAGAUAAUCAUUUAUUACCACCAGAUACAAGUGAUAUAAUACUCACAGACGGUGCAUCUUAAGGUGUAUCUAUGGUUUUAAACGCUUUAAUAUCAGAUCCAAGAGAUGGUAUAAUGAUACCUAUUCCCUAAUAUCCUUUAUAUUCAGCCGCCUGUACAUUACAAGGAGCAUCUGAAUGCCAUUAUUAUUUAGACGAAGAUAAAGGAUGGUAAGUAACCAUUGAGGAAUUAAACCGUUCCUACAAGAACUCUAAAAAACAUGGUAUAAACCCAAAAAUAUUAGUCGUAAUAAAUCCCGGAAAUCCAACUGGAUAGGUUCUGUCUUAUAAGACAAUAGAAUAAAUGAUUGAAUUUGCAUAUAAUAAUAGAAUGAUAAUUUUUGCUGAUGAAGUAUACCAAGAUAAUGUAUAUACAGAUAAAAAAUAUUUUUAUUCCUUUAAAAAAGUACGAUCGGAAUUAAGUAAACCAUAUAAUGAUGUAGAACUUUUUUCCUUUCAUUCAACUUCUAAAGGACUUUUAGGAGAAUGUGGUUUAAGAGGAGGAUAUAUAGAAUUAUGUAAUAUAGAUGAAAAAGUAAAGGAAUAAAUAAUCAAAUUAAGGUCUAUGUUCUUAUGCUCUAAUACUAUAGGGUAAUGUAUGACUGAGUUAAUGUGUAAUCCACCUACUUUAAUUAACAGCUCGUAAGAAACAACUGAGUAAUACUAGAAAGAAAAAAAUGAUUUGUAUAAUUCUUUAAAAAGAAGAGCGGAAAUUAUGACUGAUAAAUUAAAUAAAAUGACUAAUAUAGAGUGUCAAGAAGUAGAAGGGGCUAUGUAUGCUUUCCCGAGAAUUCAUUUAAAUAAAAAAAUAAUUGAGGAGGCUUAAAAAAGAAAAAUGGAACCAGAUUUAUUUUAUUGCUUAAAUGUUUUAGAAAAUACAGGCAUUGUUAUAAUACCUGGAAGUGGCUUUAGGUAAAAAGACGAUACUUAUCAUUUUAGAAUUACAACACUAAUAUUACCAGAAGAAUAUUAAAUGCAGUAAUUAGAUGUUUUUUCAUAGUUUAAUGAUGAGUUCCAUAGAUAAUAUAAUUGA